AUGUCUUCGUCGAAUCCAUCCACCUCCAAAACAGACACCAAUUCAAAACCUGUCGAGCCUGCAAAGGAUGAGCAAGCGCAACCCACGCUCGGCAUACUAGAGGAGGACGAUGAGUUUGAAGAAUUUCCUGUGGCAGACUGGGAUGAUUCGGAGACAGACCUCGCACAUCUCGGCGGGGCGGCACCAGGAGCUGCCAAGUCUGGCGGGGACAAGCUUUGGGAGGACAACUGGGACGACGAUGAUAUCGAGGACGACUUUAGCAUUCAAUUGAGGUGA
Messenger RNA from Fibroporia radiculosa, 276 nucleotides. RefSeq lists its product as uncharacterized. Bases 1 to 276 code for a protein of 91 amino acids. Gene Ontology annotation, biological process: mRNA export from nucleus; proteasome assembly; double-strand break repair via homologous recombination. The transcript has 2 exons. Gene Ontology annotation, cellular component: proteasome regulatory particle, lid subcomplex; proteasome complex. The record is from RefSeq and is a predicted model, not a curated record. Lineage: Eukaryota; Fungi; Basidiomycota; Agaricomycetes; Polyporales; Fibroporiaceae.